Molecule: messenger RNA, 1876 nt
Organism: Prunus avium (sweet cherry)
Lineage: Eukaryota; Viridiplantae; Streptophyta; Magnoliopsida; Rosales; Rosaceae
Source: RefSeq, a predicted model, not a curated record
ACAGUCACUGAAAGAGGAAAAAAAGGAGCGCAUUGCAAAUGGAGUCCGCGUAAUAAUCAGAGCACUUAUAUAUAUAGAAAGUUGCAAUUGACAAUGGCGGAAACUGUUAACAGUUCCACCAACUCUAGCUCCUCUCACCAGAAGCACUGCCCUGAGCAAAACCCUAGCUUUCGCCUCUUCAACAACAAUGGCCGCUUCUUCUUCUCUCUCUUUUAGGCCUCUCCUUAGCUCCCUCGCCACCGAUCUCAACGACGUCGGUUUAUCGCCUGCGAAUUUUGUACCAAGCUUUGGGGAUUCCCUCGUGAGUUUUAGGUUAAAAAAGUCAACAACGCUGAGGGGAAAGAGGUUUUUGUUGUCUGGAAAUAAAUUCAAAGUGAAUUGUUCAGCUGACAGAGAGAUGGAUGUGAGCACUUCAGCUGUGGUUGAUGGUGUUGCGGACUGCUUAAAUGAAAUUGAGCUGAAAGAGCCUAGUAUUUCAACAAUUCUGAUGAAUUUCGAGAACAAGUUUGAUCCUUACAAUGCAAUGAAUACGCCACUUUACCAAACAGCUACUUUUAAGCAGCCUUCAGCAACAGAAAAUGGUCCUUAUGAUUAUACCAGAAGUGGAAAUCCCACACGGGAUGCCUUGGAAAGUCUUUUGGCAAAGCUUGAUAAAGCAGAUCGAGCAUUUUGUUUCACUAGUGGAAUGGCCGCUCUGGCUGCUGUUGCUCAUCUUGUAGGGACAGGUGAGGAGAUUGUUGCCGGAGACGACCUGUAUGGUGGUUCAGAUCGGUUGCUGUCACAAGUUAUUCCAAAGACUGGAGUUGUGGUGAAACGAGUGAACACGAGUGAUUUAGAUGAAGUUGCAUCUGCUAUUGGCCCCUGGACGAAGCUUGUGUGGCUGGAGAGUCCCACCAAUCCUCGACAAAUAAUUUCUGAUAUUCGCAAAAUAGCAGAGAUGGCUCAUGCACAUGGUGCUAUUGUGUUAGUGGAUAACAGUAUAAUGUCCCCUGUAUUGUCACAGCCACUGGAUCUAGGAGCAGAUAUUGUUAUGCACUCAGCCACUAAGUUUAUUGCUGGACAUAGUGAUGUCAUGGCAGGUGUUUUAGCUGUUAAAGGGGAUAGCUUGGCAAAACAGCUAUAUUUCUUACAAAAUGCAGAAGGCUCUGGGUUAGCUCCAUUUGACUGUUGGAUCUGUUUACGAGGAAUUAAGACAAUGGCCUUACGUGUUGAGAAGCAACAGGACAAUGCGCAAAAAAUUGCUGAGUUUCUUGCUUCCCAUCCACGAGUGACACAAGUUAAUUAUGCAGGGCUUGCUGAUCAUCCUGGACGUGCCUUACAUUAUUCUCAGGCAAAGGGUGCAGGAUCUGUAUUGAGUUUUCUGACAGGUUCACUGGCAUUAUCAAAGCAUAUUGUCGAGACUACCAAAUACUUCAGUAUAACUGUCAGUUUUGGAAGUGUGAAGUCUCUUAUAAGCCUACCCUGCUUCAUGUCUCACGCAAGCAUACCAUCUGCCGUGCGCGAGGCCAGAGGUCUAUCUGAAGAUCUUAUUCGUAUUUCUGUGGGAAUCGAGGAUGUGAAUGAUCUGAUUGCCGAUUUGGACUAUGCACUUAAAACCGGCCCUCUGUAGUUGCCUGAGGGUAUCUGACUGGCAGUGCUUAAUUGACAUAAAUGCAUCUGCUUUGAAAGAACACAGGAAGGACUUUUCCGUUUACUUAAUUGACUAAGAAAUUAUUAGUUGAGAAUACAUUUUAAUUUAAAUUUGAAAAUGUGGGCUCUGUACAUAUGUUGGUAAAUCAAUCUUAAACAUGAUUUUUGAGAACAACGAAAUGGAGUUAGUGCUCCUGCUGAACAGAAAUUUUUAUGUUAUCUAAAAAAGAAGCGGUAUAUUUCCUUU